AUGGAAAAUUUUCUGUCGAGAAACGAAUGGGCGCGGAAUCCGGAGUACGAUCACUUCUGGAGUCACUACGCCGUCUGCCAACAGUGGAUGAAACAACACUCCGAAGCGUUUCGGCAGGGUAAUCGAUGUUUUUUGUGAACCUUUCCUAUUUCAACCCAAAAACCGCUUCAGUUCAAUCGCAACAUGGUCAAACGACUGGAGACGAGUCAGAAGACGUUGAUGAAGAGAUUCAGGAGCCAGAAGUCACCGAAAGACUGUCAAGAUGUGGAAUUCGCGACGAAGACGAGCUCGAAGUGGCAAAAGAGCCGGAAAUUGAAGAGAUGAGCGAUGAGAUGAAGGAUUUCUUUGCAAAAACAAAAGAACAUCGACAAAAAUGUAAGAUUUCAAUAUUACCAGCACAAAAACGGUUAAAUUGCAGUGAAAGCACAAAGAAUCGCAGAAAAACAGAAGGAAGCGUCCGGAAAGCCUUGGCUACAGGAAAAUGAGGAAGAAUACGUCAAUGUUGAGCAGAGUGAGUUAUUUUGAGCAUAAUAAUUAUCAAAAACGUUUUAUUUGCAGUUUCUGUGCGCGGAAGAGGGCAAAACACCGCCCAACACCGGGAUGCGAAUGCUGAAUUCAUGGCAAAACGAGAAAACGCGAAAAAAUUGUACGGAGAUGCGGCCGAAAAGAUUCUGUCGUUGGAAAGUGCGAUGGAGAUGAAGUUCGAGAGCGAAUACGCAAAGAAUCCACCGAUGUGGCCAAAUAUCCCGCUCAGAUUCUGA
Molecule: messenger RNA, 761 nt
Organism: Caenorhabditis sp. 36 PRJEB53466
Lineage: Eukaryota; Metazoa; Nematoda; Chromadorea; Rhabditida; Rhabditidae
Source: the annotation of a GenBank genome assembly